Molecule: messenger RNA, 1044 nt
Organism: Pistacia vera
Lineage: Eukaryota; Viridiplantae; Streptophyta; Magnoliopsida; Sapindales; Anacardiaceae
Product: probable mannitol dehydrogenase
Exons: 7
Coding region: 1-1044 (347 amino acids)
Biological process (GO): lignin biosynthetic process
Molecular function (GO): zinc ion binding; cinnamyl-alcohol dehydrogenase activity
Source: RefSeq, a predicted model, not a curated record
AUGGGUCAAGUAUCAGAGCAAGUGAAUCAGAAAGCCUUUGGAUGGGCAGCAAGGGAUCCAUCUGCUGUUUUCUCUCCCUUUACUUUCUCCAGGGGGGCAACGGGGGAGAACGACGUGACUUUUAAAGUGCUAUACUGUGAAAUAUGCCACUCAGAUCUUCACAUGGCAAAAAAUGAUUUGGGAGAAUUUUGUACCUAUCCUCUUGUUCCUGGGCAUGAGAUUGUCGGUAUAGUAACAGAGAUUGGGAGCAAGGUAGAAAAGUUCAAAAUUGGAGACAAAGUUGGCGUUGGGUGUUUAGUGGGAUGUUGCCGUUCAUGUGAAAACUGUGUCAACAAUCUUGAAAAUUAUUGCCCAAAGAUGAUACCAACCCAAGGUGCUAAAUACUACGAUGGAACCACUACACAAGGAGGCUACUCUGACAUUAUGGUUGCCAAUAAGCACUUCGUGGUCUAUAUUCCUGACGACCUUCCUCUUGAUGCCAGUGCUCCUCUCCUUUGUGUGGGUAUCUCUGUUUACGGUCCUUUGAGAUUUUAUGAACUUGACAAACUUGGUAAGCAUGUGGGUGUGGUUCGUCUAGGCGGGCUAGGCCAUGUAGCUGUUAAAUUUGCAAAGGCUAUGGGAGUUAAAGUGACUUGCAUUAAUACAUCUACUAACAAGAAAAAGGAAGCUAUUGAACAUCUUGGUGCUGAUUCUUUUUUGGUUAGUAGUGACCAAGAUAUAUGCAAGGCUGCUAUAAGCACAAUGGAUGGUAUCAUCGAUACGGUAUCUGCACCUCAUGCUCUAGAGCCAUUGAUUGGACUAUUGAAAACAAAUGGAAAGGUUGUUCUUAUUGGAUGUCUAGAGAAGCCAUUAGAGCUACCAGUUUUCCCUUUGCUCAUGGGGAGGAAGAUAGUGGGUGGAUAUGCAAGUGGAGGAAUGACGGAGACUCAAGAAAUGUUGUAUUUUGCAUCCCAACAUAAUAUAGCAGCAUAUAUUGAUGUUAUAACGAUGGAGUAUCUCAAUACUGCAAUGGAUCGUCUUGCCAAAGGCGAUAUUAGAUAUUGA